This is a messenger RNA of Mustela lutreola (European mink), 3945 nucleotides long. RefSeq names its product apolipoprotein B mRNA editing enzyme catalytic polypeptide like 4 (gene APOBEC4). NCBI's taxonomy places the organism in Eukaryota, Metazoa, Chordata, Mammalia, Carnivora, Mustelidae. Bases 552 to 1652 code for a protein of 366 amino acids. The transcript is spliced from 3 exons. The record is from RefSeq and is a predicted model, not a curated record.
GCCACACCUCAGCAAGGUUUUUCUAACUUGGGACAGCAAAGUUCAAAGGAACUAACAGACACAAACUGCAAAAGAGUCCCGAACCGAUUGGGGAGGUGAAGCUCGCCAGCACGACCAGCCUCCGGAGCCCCUCGAAACAGGGCAUGGUACUGAAAGGAGGAAAAAAGGGAGCGGACCAUCUUCUAGAACACCUGGAAUGUUAUCCAAGCCUGGAGACAAAAUGAUGAUGAAGGUGAUCCAAGAAAAGUCUUUGAAAGACCCUCUGAAAAAGUGGAGGCUCCACCCAUGGGGAACCACAGCUGACUGACAGUGAAAAGCAAGAAUGAACCUCCAGAGUUCGCCCACCCCUGUGCCCUAUGGAGGCCACCAGUCCUUAAGAUCUCCUUAAAGACAGGAAGGAUGCAUCCUUCCCAGCUAAAACAGCAGACGGAGUACAAAGAGAAGAGUACUUAGAAAAACAGCUGGGACUUCCCAUACUGCCUUUAUUUUGAAAGAUACAAAGACUUCUGCUUCCCAUAAGGGGUUGCAGCUAGAAGACCAUAAAUCUAGCAAUGGAACCUAUAUAUGAAGAAUACCUAGCAAAUCGUGGAACAAUAGUAAAACCUUAUUACUGGCUGAGCUUCUCUCUAGACUGUUCGAACUGUCCUUACCAUAUUCGGACAGGAGAAGAAGCAAGAGUUCCCUAUACAGAAUUUCAUCAGAUUUUUGGAUUCCCUUAUGGGCCAGUGUAUCCUCAAACAAAGCACCUCACGUUUUAUGAGCUAAAAACUUCUUCUGGAAGCCUGGUGCAAAAGGGCCACGCUAGCAGUUGCACUGAAAACAAUACCCAUCCAGAAUCGAUGCUAUUCGAGAUGAAUGGUUAUUUUGACGCAGCCCGACACAAAAACAAUGCUAUCAGGCAUAUCAUUCUGUAUUCCAACAACUCUCCUUGUAAUGAAGCCAACCACUGCUGCAUCAGCAAAAUGUACAAUUUCUUAAUAAUGUAUCCAGAUGUUACUCUCAGCAUUUACUUUUCUCAGCUCUAUCAUACUGAGGCCGAAUUUCCUGCCUCGGCGUGGAACCGGGAAGCUCUCCGGAGCCUGGCCAGUUUAUGGCCACAGGUCACCUUGAGCCCAAUAAGUGGUGGAAUUUGGCAUUCUCUCCUCAACAGCUUUGUGAGUGGUGUCUCAGGACCCACUGUUUUCCAGCCCAUUUUAACCAGGAGAGCACUGGCUGAUAGGCACAACGCAUAUGAAAUCAACAGGAUAACAGGAGUGAAACCUUAUUUCACUGAUGUUCUUCCCCAGACAAAAGAGAAUCAGAACAUAAAAGCUCAGGCGGCUUUAGAGAGCUACCCCUUCAACAAGGUCUUUCCUGGGCAGAAUCUUCAAGUGACACGUGGACAACCGCAACCCAAUCUGACCCCAGACCUCAGAGUUCCUGUCGUUUUUGUGUUGGUGCCUUUCAGAGACCUACCACCAAUCCAUGUGCAUCAAAAUGCACACAAACCCAGGAUUAUUGUGAGGCACUUAAAUAUGCCUCAAAUGUCAUUCCUGGACACCAAGGACCCCAGAAGGCCUCCCAUGGGAACGCCAGUGGAGAGAGUGGCAAUCACGGAGCAGGUUGCAAGUACCAAAGAAGCAGAUGAAAAGAAGAAGAAAGGGAAAAAAUAAAAUCUAUAUUUCUACAACAUGAGACCAAACAAUUACGAGAGGACAAAUUCAAUAGCAAAGAAAAAUCUUGGGUCUGAUCCAAGAUGGGAGAUGAACUGAUACACUAAAAGCAAAACCUGAAAUAUUUGCUAUCUCAACUGCUAUAAAGCUACCCAACUUUUACCAUAAUCCAAGAUGUUUUCAUAAGCAACUUGACCUCUCUCCUUUAUUUUGAAAGCGACAGUAUCAUUAGUACCUUAUUAAUACUUUGGUGUGGAAAAGAAAACGUCAUUAUUCUAGUCUACCCACCCAUCUUUCCAUCGAAAAAGGCCAUGGACUAAACAGCUUCCUAAAUUGGUUUUAGUAUAAAAAUUUACUGUAAAAUUGGAAAACAGCCUGAAGUUACUGACAUUAAGUACUGUCUGCAAAAGCAAAUCAGUGAUUUUCCAUUAAUUGUUAAUCAUGAACAGAAGACCUUAGGCAGUCCAUUUUUUUCCUAAAGUGAUUCAAAAUAGUUUUUUAUGUUAAAAAAAAAAAAAACAAAAAACAAAAAACAACUCUUUUGCUAAUUGAUCAUAUAUAGCUGCAAAAAUUGAUUUUUGAAACCUAGUCACCUGCUCAAUGUUGAUUUUUCCCAGAACAGAUCUCUCCUUCCUGAUCAGACAACAGAGGCAGGAUGAUACAUGAGACCCUGCAAAGGCUCCUUCCAUCACACACCAUGUAAAAUCCAAGCUGCUCUUCCGGGCUGUGAAGGCUCCUUCUCUACCUUCCAGCUGCCCAAUCUCAUCGCAAGAUUGUAAAUUCCUACUGGUCAGGCACCUCCCUCUCCCUCUAUGGUUUUCCCUUAGAAUCUAGCCAAGUAUCCAGGCAUAAUGCAGGUUGCAAGGUUGUGAAUCUACAUCUCAAUAAUGUUACCAAUCACUGCUUUCCAACACUCCAUACUCAUUCCAACAAAGAGCUUGCUUAACCAUCCUGCAAUGGACAUCAUUUCUUUUUUAAGAUUUUAUUUAUUUAUUUGACAGAGAGAGAUCACAAGUAAGCAGAGAGGCAGGCAGAGAGAGAGGAGGAAGCAGGCUCCCCGCUGAGCAGAGUCUCCAAUGCGGGGCUUGAUCCCAGGACCCUAAGAUCAUGACCCGAGCCGAAGGCAGAGGCUUAACCCACUGAGCCAUCAGGCACCCCUGGACAUCAUUUUUUUGUUAGCACCCAUUCCCCCUUUUCCUGAUAUAGCGCCACAAUGCAUAAUUUGUUUUACUUCCCUUUUCUCUAACCUCUUCUCUUUUCAGCAGUGUAUAUCUAUACCGUCUCUUAAAAUCUUGCUCGAAACACACUUCUAGGAAGUGCUCCUUGAAUAACCAUUUGAGCAUGUACAUUAAAACACUUUCUGUUUAAUUCACUCAUUAAUGCGGCCUCACUUUUUUUACAUAUUUCUAAAUAUGUAAAAACAUAUUCCGAGAAAAAUGUAUAUCCAUUUGUAACUGGCUACCAAAUUUUUUCUUUUUUUAAAAAAAAAGAUUUGCCUAUUUUUAGAGAGAGAGAGCAUGCAUGGUGGGAAGGGGCAGAGGGAGGGAGACUCUCAAACAGACUCCCCACUGAGCAUGGCCCUCCCGCCCCCCACCCAAUGUGGGCUCCACCUCACCCGGAGAUCAUGACCUGAGCUAAAAUCAAGAGUCAGACACUCAACCAACAGAGCCACCCAGGCACCCCAAAUUUUUUCUUAAGUAUGUAAAAAUAAUGCUAAGUUAAUAAGAUACUUUUGCCAUUAAAAAAAGCUUAAAGCAGAUGGGGUAACUGAGUGAAGGGCAUUGGGGAAGGUAUAUGUUAUAAUGAGAACUGGACAUUGUAUAAGACUGAUGAAUCACAGACCUGUACCCCUGAAGCCAAUAAUACAUUAUAUGUUACUUAAUUGAAUUUAAAUUUUAAAAAGGAAAACUUUGUUUUUAAUUUUUAAACAUAAUAAUAGGGGUGUUUGGGUGGCUCAGUGGGUUAAGCCUCUGCCUUCAGCUUGGGUCAUGAUCUCAGGGUUCUGGGAUCGAGCCCUGCAUCGGGCUCUCUGCUCAGCAGGGAGCCUGCUUCCUCCUCUCUCUGCCUGCCUCUCUGCCUACUUGUGAUCUCUCUCUCUGUGAAAUAAAUAAAUAAAAUCUUUAAAAAAAAAUAAAAAUAAAUUAAAAGCUUAAAGCACAUAGUAGUACUCCAUGUCAAAGGAGGAAGUGGAGGAGGAGAAGGAAAAGAAAAUAAAAAUGUUUAGAAUAGAAAUUUCUAUUGUGAUUAAAAUAAACAUCAUUAAAAUUUUUUUAAAGAAUAUUCUCUUGUUAAU